Molecule: messenger RNA, 3625 nt
Organism: Drosophila biarmipes
Lineage: Eukaryota; Metazoa; Arthropoda; Insecta; Diptera; Drosophilidae
Gene: Pdzd8
Product: PDZ domain-containing protein 8
Exons: 8
Coding region: 304-3462 (1052 amino acids)
Biological process (GO): mitochondrial calcium ion homeostasis
Cellular component (GO): mitochondria-associated endoplasmic reticulum membrane contact site
Molecular function (GO): protein binding; lipid binding
Source: RefSeq, a predicted model, not a curated record
CUACCGCAGUUGUAACCAUUGUGAGUUUACAGCUAAGAGCUAGCUGGAACCAGCCUCAUAUUGGCGAUAUCCGCAGAGGCACCACCCAAAUGGAUGGGGCAUCGAAAUCGGAGGCAUAAGCGUGGCAUCCUACUGAACCUGGGCGAUAUAAUGCAAGCACAUCCGGAGCGCAAUUGAAGAGACUGCCAUCAGAAGUGUGACCCCAAAGUGUUUGGCCUCUAGGAUCCAUCAAGCGAAUCGGAGGUUUCUCGUUUCUCCCACAUAUUCAGAUACUCCCCGUCGAGUGGGGGACACUUAGCCAGCAUGGAGAUACCCAUUUCGAAUAUACUACUGCUCUGCCUGAUCUUCCUGCUGAUCGGCGGGGUGGUGAUGAUCCUGCUGCAGUACCUCAUCUUCAUCAAGUUCUCCAAUCUGCCGGAUGAGAGCGAGGAGCAGAAGCAGAUGAACGCCAAGUACACCCUGCCAUUGAACAUCAAGCAGACGGCACGGAACCUGAAAAGGCUGUCCAAUUCGGGACUGGGCGGGGGAGCAGCAGGAGCUGGGGGAGCUGGGGGAGCGGGCAAUGGAUGUGAGAACCACCAGGAGAGCCUACGGAGGGCCUCGGCCCUCAUCUCGCUUAACUUCGUCAUGCAGUUCCUCUUCCACGAGUUCAAGAACUCGAACCGGGUGCGGAAGUGGUUCUACCGCAAGCUGUCCAUCGAGCUGGACGAACUGAUUACAAAGACUACCACCGGAAAGCUGCUGGAUAAGCUCACGAUUAAAGAGCUCGAGUUGGGUGACCAGUUUCCCGACAUCCGGUCCCUUUCGGUGCACAAUGUGGAGUUGGACAAGGACGAGCAGCGCAUCGAGAACCUUGAUCUCCUCUUGGACAUCAACUACAUAGGCAACUUUACAACUUCCAUAGACGCGGACAUGGUGCUGGGAAAGAAGGGAUCCAUAACGCUAAGAGUUAAGCAGCUGUCGGGCAUGGCGCGUCUGCAGUUCACGAGGAAGCCCUACACGCACUGGUCAAUUAGCUUCCUGGGUGACCCCGAGCUGAUUCUGGACAUCGAGUCCAAGUACCAGGGCCGCCAGAUGCAGUCGAACAUAACCAACCUGAUCUCGAACCAGAUCCGGAAGGCGGUGCGCCGGAAACACACGUUGCCCAACUACAAGCUGCGCUACAAGCCCUUCUUCCACUGGACAGCCGACGAUGCCGAUGCCGGCGACUGUGACAUCCAGCCGAAUGGACUGCUCACCGUCAAGCUGGCGGAGCUGUCCCGCCUGAUGGCCUAUCCGGGGGCCAGCGAGACGUACUGCACCAUCACCCUGGCCCCGGUGCCCUUCAUCGAGGCCAAUCAGCGGGACAGCCGGAACGUGCUCAUCUCGAUGGACGUGUUCAUCCACAAGGCGAAGAACCAGCAGAUCGGCAUCGUCUUCAAGCAGAGCGGCAGCCAGGUGGUCCGCAUCGAGUCCGUCUUGCCCAAUACACCCGCCUGCAAGUCCAAUCUGCAGGCCGGCGACGUCCUGGUGGCCAUCGAGGGCAGGCCAGUGACCACCAUUCAGCAGAUCGCCAAGGUGGUCAAGACGCUGCAAGCCACUGUUUUCAGUCUGCGGAUUGAACGCAUCAUUCCGGGGAUCAUCCGCAACGAUGCCAUUCUGGAGGACUUUGACAAAUACGACGAUCUCGGCGAUCUUCCCAGUCUGUGUCAGCCCAAGGCGGAUGGCGAAUCCGAAGCUGCACCACCGGCUGAACCAGUUCCGCCCAAGCACCUGGUCGUGAAGCCAAGCUUGAGCGGCACACCCACCAACUCGCCCAAGAAGUCCAAUCUUAUAGCCAAGGCCAUCAAGAAGACCAUGAGUCGAGAUGCCGGCGACAAGGACAAGGACAAGGAUCGGGAUAAGGACAAGGAUAAAGAUAAAGAUCGGGAUAAGGACAAGGACAAGGAUAAGGACAAGGAGAAAGGCAGGGAUGAGACGGAGGAGCCUGUGAACUACUUCUACCAGCACUCCACCAUCGACUCCCCCUUCAGCCCACUCAUCCACAUGGACGACGUGUGCAGCUUCCAGUUGGACAACUCCAGUCGCUUCCUCAACGUCUGCGUCUUCGGCAAAUCAGCCGGCGAGAGUGUCCUCCUGGGGUACAACAACGUCCAGAUCGGUCAGAUCCUGGUCGAGUGCUCCGAAACCAGUCUGAACCAGUGCCUCAAGCAGAUCAGUCUCAAUCCGGCAUCGCUGCAGGCUGUGAAGAUGCAUCCUCUGUCCAAUCAGUCUGGCUUCAAUCCAAAUCUCUGCUUUGGCGACAUCCUGUUUGGUUUCUCCUGGCUGGGUAAUCCCAACUUGACGGUGGGCAAUGGUUCCCUAAAAAGUGGCUCCAGCCCCAAGUCCCAACCUCAGACUAGAAGCGAGCGAGUGGCACCGGAGGAUCAGUCUCACGACUCGGCGUUCCUCAAGGUUGCCAGCACCCCAGGGGAAAGUUCCACGUCCAUCGACUCGUCGAGUGCGACGCCUGGCGUUCCGAGGGCCCACGACUUUGUGCGGACCCACUUCAACCGGGCCACGCAGUGCGAUUUCUGCGGCAAGAAGAUCUGGCUGAAGGACGCCAUGCAGUGCCAGGAGUGCUCCAUGUCGUGCCACAAGAAGUGCAUAGUCAAGUGCCAGAUGGCCACCGUGUGUGGCCCAGUGGACUGUUCCAGCUCCACGGCGACGAUGGCCAGCCGGCCGGAGUUCACCAUUACGCAGGCCGAUAGCCCGGAGAUCCUCGAUGGCUCCUCCACCACGGGUUCGGCUCCUUUGGACGAGACUUCGGCGGCAGCGUCGGCGUCGGGGGCGACAGCAGCUUCUGGCGGAGAUCAGUCCCAGAUCCAGACCCCGACGGCGGCUGGCCUGGAUGUGCACAGGUCCAGUCUCACCGGCAUGCUGGCCCAGGGCAUCAAGCGGCAGGCCAGCAACCUGGACAUUCCAGGCAUUGUGUCGUCGUUGACUGGCAGUGGGCAGCAGAUGAACUCCAAGAGCCUGCCGCCCAGUCCCCAGCACACGCCAUCGCGAAAAUCGUCGAUAGUGGAGGAGGCGGCUCCUGGUCUGAACCAGAAUCCCUUCGAGAGCGUCACCCAGCACCUGGAGGCUCUGCCAUUGGACUGCCCGGAACUCAGCUUCGAGCAGGUGAUCGUCAUCACCGAGCCCAUCAUUCGGCACACCCGCAACGAGGAUCUGAUGAACCUGGCCAAGAGCACCAGCAAACAUUUAUACGUUGGCUUUCCGCCCGACGAGCGAGUGGCCAAAAUAAACGAGUUGCUUACGAAACUGAAGGUGGCUCUGGACGCCGAAACCGAGGGCUACACCCAGAUGAACGACGCCGAGAAGGCCACGGAGUCGUCGCCCUGGAAGUCGGAUAGAUCGGACGAGCGGGUCCAGGCCCUCAGCAUCAUCAUGCUGUACCUGUGCACGGGUCUCCAGCACGCCCAGGGAGUGGUCCUGCAAUAGAGCACUGCGGAUGGAGCGGGUCCUACGCUGGGUUCUACGAAAUGUCAAUGGCUAAAUACUUGUGUAUUCGGUGAACUCGUACAUAAUCUUAAGUAGUAGACUGGAAAUGUGUUAGUGAACUAAUGGGCAUUUUUAAUUCGUGUUGUGGCAUACUUACCUAGAA